CCCUCGUUUUGCUCUUCCUCUUGUUUCCCUCUCCGCUCCCCGCCCUCUCUUUUCCCCUCCGAUCGCCUCUAGUCCGAUCGCCCCUCCUGCCGCCGAUCUAUCUUAGAAUCCUUCAACCCCCUGAGAUCGGCUCUGCCUUGCCGCUUCCGCCGUCAAAUUCGACCAUAACUAGGGUUCCGGGCCCGGAUUUCGUCCCCGCAGCCGAUCUCUUGGCUUUCGCCGCGGGAUCGGGGAUUUCUAGCUGGAUUAUUGUUGGUUUGAUCUGGUUCGGGUUGAUGUCCAGCAUCCAGGCAGCUGGGAAGCAACCGGCUCAGCAGCCAGGGCAGAUGUUUCAGCCGUCAAAGCAGUGCUUGCCGUUUGCCUCGUCAAGACCGCCGUUCGUCUUGCUGGAUGGGCAUCAGGGGUUCUCAGCCGCCGUCGGUCGGUCGGGCGGCGGAGACGACAUGGCCGAUGCGCUGGUUAUUAAGACACCUUUAAAGAGAAAGUCUGUACAAGAAGAUAAUGAAGCUAAAGUACUGCACGAGCGGGCAACUAGCACUGGAUAUGCUGUGGGAUUCACAAGUCCUCUACUCACACCGGUGUCAGAAAAAGUAAGAAAGACGUAUAGUAAGUCCAAGAUUUCUAAGCACAGUAAGUCCAGCACUCAAACCCUUCUGUCAUAUGCUGGUUCACCUCCUGGCAACAAUCUUACUCCAGUUGGAAAUAGUCGUUAUGAUAGCUCCCUAGGGCUUUUGACCAAGAAGUUUAUCAAUUUGCUUAGACAUGCACAAGAUGGCAUCCUUGAUCUGAAUAAAGCCACAGAAAUUUUGAAGGUGCAAAAGAGGCGGAUAUAUGACAUCACUAAUGUUCUUGAAGGCAUUGGACUCGUAGAGAAAACACUUAAAAACAGAAUCUCUUGGAAGGGACUAGAUGACAUGGGUCCAGUUGAGGUUGAUGAUGAUGCUUCAAUUUUACAGGAAGAAAUUGACAAACUUACGUUGGAGGAGUGCAGAUUAGAUGAGCUUAUCAGCCAAAUGCAAGAAAGACUGAGGGACCUCAGUGAAGAUGAAAGCAAUCAUAAGUGGCUUUACGUGACUAAAGAUGAUAUCUCGCACCUUCCCUGCUUUCAGAACAAAACACUAAUAGCAAUUAAAGCACCUCAUGGUACUACCCUUGAAGUUCCAGAUCCUGAUGAGGCUGAGGAAUAUCCUCAGAGGAGAUACCGAAUUGUCCUAAGAAGCACUAUGGGUGCUAUAGAUGUAUACCUUGUGAGUCAAUUUGAAGACAAGUAUGAGGGGAUGAGUGGUGUUGAGAUGCCCCCGAAGGUCCUUCCCAUAUCAAAUUCAGGAUCUGUCGAGAACUACAUGGUGCCAUUUGUCACAGAAGAGAGCAGAGGGAAUGGAAUGGAGGUUGAUAUUCAACACAGCGAGAGGAUCUGGUCUGAUGUAAAUUCUUCACGGGAUUUUGAUGGUGGUAUGAUGAAGAUUGUUCCUUCAGACAUUGAUACUGAAGCUGAUUAUUGGCUUCUAUCAGAUGCUGGUGCUAGCAUUACAGAUAUGUGGAAGACUGCAUCAGAGGUUAAAUGGGAUGACAUCAGCACAGGUGGUGCCAACACACCUCAACCACGAGCUCCGUCUGGUGUUGUUGAGGUCUCUUCAGAUGCAAAUUCUUCCCUUAGAUGAAUGCAGGAUAGGUGGACUAUGUAACUCAGAAGCCUGAGGACUGGUUUUUGUGUUGGAAGCAGUCUGCUUCCCCGUUCUAAAUGCAAAGGUUGAUGAAGAUACUGUGGAAUGCUUAUUAUUUGGGGCAGUCAAGUGGAUUUGGUGAACGUUAUGGUAUAUACAUGUCUAAGUCUCUGCAAGAGGAAUCUGCCAAUCUGUCCUUUGGCAAAAACUGGCCUGUGGGUCAUCCCAUGAUAUUUUGGCAUAGAGAUUAGACCUGCAAUCACAUUGUAAUCUUUCGUUUCCUUGAGGCUUUCCUCCUGUUCUAUAUAUGAAGGUCUUGUACUG
Messenger RNA from Musa acuminata subsp. malaccensis (wild Malaysian banana), 1988 nucleotides. Its product is annotated as transcription factor E2FB. Gene Ontology annotation, molecular function: RNA polymerase II cis-regulatory region sequence-specific DNA binding; DNA-binding transcription factor activity, RNA polymerase II-specific; protein dimerization activity. Gene Ontology annotation, biological process: regulation of transcription by RNA polymerase II. The record is from RefSeq and is a predicted model, not a curated record. Gene Ontology annotation, cellular component: RNA polymerase II transcription regulator complex. NCBI's taxonomy places the organism in Eukaryota, Viridiplantae, Streptophyta, Magnoliopsida, Zingiberales, Musaceae.